This is a messenger RNA of Yarrowia lipolytica CLIB122, 606 nucleotides long. RefSeq lists its product as uncharacterized. Gene Ontology annotation, cellular component: box H/ACA snoRNP complex. The record is from RefSeq and is a predicted model, not a curated record. Gene Ontology annotation, molecular function: box H/ACA snoRNA binding. NCBI's taxonomy places the organism in Eukaryota, Fungi, Ascomycota, Dipodascomycetes, Dipodascales. Gene Ontology annotation, biological process: snoRNA guided rRNA pseudouridine synthesis; ribosome biogenesis.
AUGAGCUUCAGAGGACGAGGCGGAUUCCGAGGUGGCCGAACCGGCGCACCCAUGCAGAUGGGCCCUCCCGAUCAGGUGUUUGAGAUGGGUGCCUUUCUGCACGCUUGCGAGGGCGAUAUCGUCUGCAAGUCCAUCAAUGAGAAGAUCCCCUACUUCAACGCCCCCAUUUACCUUGAGAACAAGACCCAGGUCGGCAAGGUCGACGAGAUUCUUGGCCCCAUGAACGAUGUCAUGUUCACUAUCAAGCCCUCCGAGGGCUUCCAGGCCGCUUCUUUCAAGUCUGGUGACAAGUUUUACAUUGGCGGAGACAAGCUGCUGCCGCUGGAGCGAUUCCUGCCCAAGCCCAAGGCCACCGGCGUUAAGAAGCCCAAGGCUGCUGGAGGACGAGGUGGUGCUCGAGGCGGUGCUCGAGGCGGCUUUGGUGGCCGUGGAGGUGCUCGAGGAGGCUUUGGUGGCCGAGGCGGUGCUCGAGGAGGCUUCGGAGGUGCUCCCCGAGGCGGACGAGGUGGCUUUGGAGCUCCCCGAGGUGGACGAGGCGGAUUUGGAGGCCGAGGUGGAGGCCGUGGUGGAUUCGGCGGUGGACGAGGUGGCCGAGGAGGUUACUAA